Messenger RNA from Leptosia nina, 909 nucleotides. The record is from the annotation of a GenBank genome assembly. Lineage: Eukaryota; Metazoa; Arthropoda; Insecta; Lepidoptera; Pieridae.
AUGAGUUCAGUUGGAGAAAAAAGAAAAGCAAAAAAGUAUGUAUUAGUUAAAUAUUACCAUGGAGAGCCAAAAGAGAGUGACUUUGAAAUCGUGGAAGAAGAUCUACCUGAAGUUAAAGAUGGAGAAAUAAUGGUCGAAGCACUGUACUACAGCAUCGACCCAUACAUGCGUGCGCAUAUGCAACUACAUAAAUUGCCAAUAGAUAUGAUUGGGAGGCAGCUGGCGAAGAUAAUGGCGAGUCGUCACGACAGCUACCCUGUUGGUUGCCAUAUAGUGGCUUCAUUGGGCUGGCGAACGCAUACUGUUUUCAAGCCAGAAAUACCCUUCCAAACCGAAUCACUCCCUGUUGUCCGUGUGCCAGAUAUCAGCCCGCAUCCUCUGUCUUUGAGCCUGGGAAUGCUGGAUAUGCCGGGAAAUACAGCACAUUUCGGCAUAACAGAGUCACUCAAACCAAAGGCAGGAGAAAUAGUAGUCAUUACCGGGGCAGCUGGAGCAGUUGGUUCUCAUGCUGGACAAAUCGCGAAGAUUUUGGGCUGCACAGUGAUUGGCUUCGCUGGGACAGAUGAGAAAUGCAAAUACUUGAUCAACGAACUUGGUUUCGAUCAUGCAUUUAACUACAAAACUGUUGAUGUACCAACUGUCCUCGGGGAGGCAGCACCAACAGGUGUAGACUGCUAUUUCGAUAACGUUGGAGGAGAAAUAAGUUACAAAAUUAUGCGACAAAUGAAACAACAAGGCAGAAUAACUGUUUGUGGUUCCAUAUCGUCGUAUAACGCAACUGAACCAGCGAAAGUGACCAUCAUGCAACCGAUCAUAGCGUUCAAAGAAUUGAAGAUAGAAGGUUUUUUAUGUCUUUCGUUGGGAGAACAGAUGGUUGGAAGGUAUGAACAAGACAUUGGCGUGGAUUAA